Messenger RNA from Acyrthosiphon pisum (pea aphid), 2297 nucleotides. Its product is annotated as UDP-glucuronosyltransferase 2B17. The record is from RefSeq and is a predicted model, not a curated record. The transcript has 5 exons. Bases 493 to 2037 code for a protein of 514 amino acids. Lineage: Eukaryota; Metazoa; Arthropoda; Insecta; Hemiptera; Aphididae. Gene Ontology annotation, molecular function: UDP-glycosyltransferase activity.
GUAAAUCGUAGUGUUUUUCAUAUCUCAUAAUCUGGCUUGAAUAGCCAGUGGAAUCAAUUAUUGUUUUACACUAUUAUAAAUAUUGUAAUCGCCGGCUCGCACAGCCGCUUGCAUAUUAUAAUUAUUAUUGUAGUUAUGACGUAUCACGUCGCCAACCGUCGGGUUGUCUCUACGCCUAAAUUAUAAAUUAUAGGUAUUUCCGUGAGUGCGAUCUGCGAUCACCAUCGAAAGAGUAUUUGUGCCUAGUGUUGUGUUAUUAUUGUUCGGCCAUAAGGGCUGUAUUUAAUUAUUUGUUAUUCGAAUUACCGCGGUGUGGCUCGAAUAGCCAGCGAUUUGUAUUAGUAAUUAUGAUCGUGUUAACUUAGGUGUUAUUCUUGUGUGUCAAUCGUCAAAUUAUUAUACAGGCACAGGUUGUAGCGGCCGGCCAGCUGUUCACCGGCAAAGUUCGAAACGCGCAGUACAUAAGACCCGGCGUCACGGAUAAAGACCACGAUGGCUUCGCAUUUCGGCGUCCUUUUGAUCACUGUUGGCGUGUUCCAAGCGCUGUUAUCGCCGCAGCCGACGGCCGGUGCCGCGAAUAUCUUGGCGGUACAAACGAUGGCGGCCAAGAGCCACUGGAACGUGAUGCAGGCUGUAUUGCGUUCGCUGACUGACCGCGGCCACUCCGUGACCGCGUUCACGCCGUUUGCGGACGGUGACAGCGACGGUUACACGGAGGUGGACAUUUCCGGUUACCUGGAGAGCAAGGUCGGCUUGAACGUGUCACGGUUAGAGACUGGGUCCACGCUCUCGUUCAUCGCGUACGUGGUGAACGCCCUGCGAGUCAACUGUGGAACCAUAUUCGAACACCCGCGAAUGCAAGACAUUUUGGAAGGCCGGUCGCCACCAUUCGACGCGGUGAUCGCCGAGGGUUUCUGGUCGGAUUGCGUGUCGUACGCGGCUACCGUUCUCCGCGUUCCCGCCAUAUACGUCGUCCCUUCGCCGAUCGUCACGCACGUGGAGCGUUCGUUCUUCGGUCACGUCCCCAACCCCGCGGCCGUCUCCAAUUUGCUGUCGCCACGCGGCGUGCCAAAAACGUUCGGUCAACGUUUUGCCAAUACGCUGCGUACGGUUUCCGGUUCGUGGCUGGUUUGGGACAGCGAACGGAGGCUCCGGCAAUCCGACCCGCGACCGUUUGACGCUAUGGACCUGGUCAGACCGUCGUUGACUUUCACAAACACGCACUUCAUCACCGAACCUUCUAGGCCACUGACACCGGACAUCGUACAAAUCGGCGGCAUACAUCUAACUCCACCAGGACCGAUACCAAAGGACAUUUUGGAAUUCAUUGACGACGCACCUAACGGAGUGAUUUACUUCACGUUAGGUUCGGUGAUUUCGAUGUCAUCGUUACCGGAAAAUGUACUGAAAGUGUUAAAAGAGGCAAUUGCUCGGGUUCCGCAAAAGGUUUUGUGGAAGUACGAAAGUGAAAUGGCAGACAAACCGAAGAACGUGAUGACGCGGAAAUGGUUUCCACAACGCGAUAUACUUUUGCAUCCUAAUGUGAAACUGUUUAUCAGUCACGGGGGUAUAUCUGGAAUAUACGAAGCUGUAGACGCAGGUGUGCCUUUACUCGGAUUUCCGAUUUACUACGAUCAACCGAGAAAUAUCGACAAUCUGGUCGACGCCGGAAUGGCGAUCUCUUUGGAUCUCUUUUCCGUAACUACAGACACGGUUUUUAACGCCAUUGUGGAGAUUGUCGACAACGACAGGUACCAACAAAACGCUAAAAUUGCUUCCGAUCGGUUCAAAGACCGGCCCAUGUCACCAGCGGAGUCGGUGGUUUACUGGACUGAGUACGUUUUGCGUCAUAACGGAGCACCACAUUUAAAAUCUCACGCUCUGAAUCUGACGUGGUAUCAAUAUUUUUUAGUUGAUAUAAUUAGCACAUUUUUGUUCGUUGGGUUUGUCCUUUUUUUCAUAAUUUAUUGUGGCCUAAAAAUGAUUUGUAAACGCGUUUAUACAUUUUUCCACAGUGUCAAAUCAAAACGAGAAUAAAAUAAAAUUACACAAAUAAUAAUAAAUAUUUUACUUGUUAAAAAUAAUGUACAUCAUACAUUAUUAUAGUCGUAUCGUCCAUGUGCUAUAUGUUUGGUUGUUAUUGAUCCUCCAACACCUUUUAAAUAUAGUUAAAUAUACUGAAAUUAGAUUUAUUGCAUUAAACAUUAAGAGCUAUUUCCUCUUGUAUAGUUGUAUGUACCAUCAUAGUAGUUAUGUUAUAUUCUUAUAUGCGUUAUUAUAUAUUGUUGAUUAACGAC